AUGACAAGGAUGGGUGUUGGCUCGGUUGGGUUUGUGAGAGAAGAAGAUCGAAGGAUUUGUGGAGGAGGGCCGAAGGUGAUGUUGAAUUCAAAGGAGGAAGUGAUGUGUGUGGAAGAGAGGAGUUUGUCGAGGAGAAAGAAUGAGAAUUUUUCUGAAGAGGGUGAGGACGUGAUUGUGGAGAUAGAGAGAGAGAGUACGACUACCUUCAUUGCAAAGGUCUUGCCUUUUGUGCUCAAGGGUGUGACAAUGCUUAAGGUGUUUUAUGAGGUUGAGGCGAAAGCACAUUGGUUAACUUUUCAUUACUAUUAUCGUGUAAGCAUGAUUUCUGGUAUUGUGCUCUACUCUACUAUAGUCUGGUAG
Messenger RNA from Dovyalis caffra, 360 nucleotides. NCBI's taxonomy places the organism in Eukaryota, Viridiplantae, Streptophyta, Magnoliopsida, Malpighiales, Salicaceae. The record is from the annotation of a GenBank genome assembly.